Messenger RNA from Prorocentrum cordatum, 841 nucleotides. The record is from the annotation of a GenBank genome assembly. NCBI's taxonomy places the organism in Eukaryota, Dinophyceae, Prorocentrales, Prorocentraceae.
AUGGAGUGGAAGGUGCCGAAGGAGCCUGCGCAAAUUGCACUUUCGGUCCCGUGGCGGCUUGCAGGAGACCGCCUUCGAACCCCGGCCGCGGGCGCGGAGGGCGAGAAGGCGGAGCGGAAGCACCGGCACCGGCACCGGCACCGGCACCGCCGCGGAGACAAGGACAGGGACAAGGACGACGGCGACGGCGAGAGGGACGGAGACGGCGAGGGCGGCGAGAAGAAGAGACGCCACCGCCGACGGCAUAGGCGCGGAGGCUCCCGCGACAAGGACAAGGACAACGCUUCGAAGUCGAAGUCGAAGUCGAAGUCGAGGUCGAAGUCCAAGUCCAAGUCCAAGUCCAAGAGCAAGUCCAGAUCCAGGUCACCCGAUGGCAACCCGCCGCCGGAGAAGAGGAGGCGCGACCGCUCCCGAAAGCGCCGCGCGCGGUCCAAGAGCUCGUGACCGGCCCCCCCUGCGCUGCCUGGCGGAGCUCCGCUGCUGUAAUCCCUCUGCCCCCCCCGAUGCGCUCACCCCCCCCGUUCGCUAACUUCCCUUUCGUCCACCCCGCUGCUUGCUCGGGCACCGUGCCCCUAUUUAGUGGCCCGAUGAUAAUCAUCGUCAUCGUCGUCGGCCUCCUCCUUCUCCACCUUUCCCUGCUCGUCCUCAGGGGCCUUCGGGGCCCCCGUCAGCUUCGCAGAGUGGCGACUUCGCCCCGUCUGCUCGAGGCUGCUGGCGCCAGCAGGUGUUCAGACCCCAAUGCUGGGGCCGAGGCAGGCUUCAACCAACUCGUUGUGUUUUUCCCCUAGUGGGCCUCGCCCACCCACCAGAGCGCAUGUUGAAUAGCUUGGUGCCAUUGAUG